This is a messenger RNA of Eruca vesicaria subsp. sativa (arugula), 921 nucleotides long. NCBI's taxonomy places the organism in Eukaryota, Viridiplantae, Streptophyta, Magnoliopsida, Brassicales, Brassicaceae. The record is from the annotation of a GenBank genome assembly.
AUGGUUGAUUUGAUCAUAACGCGUUGUAACGCCUUCUUUGAACAAUUCCCUGAACAAACACUUCCAUUUGGGGAACAAGGACCGGGUUUGGUAAUGACCAAGGAAGAGGAUGUGGUGUUGCAAGACACCAUCGACGUCAAAGGUAGUAAGAAGCUGACAGAAGAUAACUUCAAAUCAAAGAAUCUUCAUUCAGAGAGAAAAAGAAGAGAGAGGAUUAAUCAGAGAAUCUAUGCUCUUAGAGCCAUAGUCCCUGUUAUUACAAAGAUGAAUAAAAAUGGAACUAUUAGUGAUGCGGUUGAUUACAUCAAUGAAUUGCUAGUAGAGAAGCAGAAACUUGAAGAUGAGCUGAAUGGAAUCAACGAGAUAGAAUGUAGAGCAGAGGAAGAAGCUCUGAUAGCUAAUCCAGAAGCUGAGAAAUUUUCCUCUAAAGUCACCAAGAAAGUGUACAACGAGGUGAAUCUUGAAGUCCAUGAGACUGGUAAGGGAGAUUUCUUGAUUCGUGUUACGCAGGAGCAUAAACGAGAUGGAUUCAAGAGGUUGAUAGAGGCUGUAGAUUCUUGUGGACUUGAGAUUAUAGACGUCAAUUUCACCAGACUCGAUCUCAGAGUCAUGACCAUUCUCAGUGUUAAGGCGAACAAAGAUGGAAUUUCACAUGAAGAUCUGAGAGAUUUUCUGUUCAAGAUGAUGAUAACUUCAGAUGCAGAGUCUGUAAAACAAUGUACAUACCCAACCAAAUGAAAGUGUUCAAAUGUUUUGUUUGCUUCAGCCACAAGUUGCAGCUUUGGUCUGAUUCUCACAAGUUUUUUUUUGGUGACAAGUUUAUGUGUUGAGACUAUAUCAAGAAGUGGAAAAAGAUCAACAUAACAAUCAGAUCCAUGUGAUGGAUUUUGGCUUUUUUAAAUCCAUUUUGUUGCAUAAAUU